CUGAUUUGCACCGUUCGUGCGGGAUGUUUCAGUUCUCAGCAUCGUCGAAAAUAUUUACAUACUACGCGCCGGGAAUAUGCGUGGCGAUGUACGCGUGUCAAGUCAGAUAGAUGUCAUAGAAUCGUAGUGUCGCACGUUGAACAAUAUUUUUCUCUUUAGAUAUACAAAAGGAAUUUGCAUAAGCGAUCAAAUUCGGAACGUCAGAUCUACUGCCGUGAGGAGGAAAAUAUACGACUUUGUCGCUUGUCUUCGAUGUGGUGAACGCUUGUGUUUUUCGGUGACAGAAACAUACGAACAUACGCCGGAGCGGAUAAGCGCGAGGAGCGGGCGAGUAGGUCCUCGGGAGCAUAAAUGGCACUGCUAUUUACCAGCAUGUGGGACUCGACGAUGUUCCUGAGUACCCUAACCCCAAAAUUCUACGUCGCGCUCACCGGCACCUCGUCUCUCAUCUCCGGCCUGAUCCUCAUCUUCGAAUGGUGGUACUUCAGGAAAUACGGCACCUCGUUUAUCGAGCAGGUGUCCCUGAAUCAUAUCUCGCCUUGGAUUGGCGGCGGUGACAGCGCUAAUGACAGCAAUAGCUCCAGCCUGAACGGCUCCGGCGGAUCCUCGAAUCAGCAGAAUGUGCCGGAAUGCAAAGUCUGGCGCAAUCCGAUUAAUUUAUUCAGAGGUGCGGAAUAUCAGAGAUUUUACUGGGCCACCAACAAGGAGCCUCUCACGUACUACGACAUGAAUUUGUCUGCUCAGGAUCAUCAGACCUUCUUCACCUGUGAAGGUGAUACAGGUAAAACAGAAUAUGAAAUUAUGCAAACAGCUUGGAGAGAGCGCAAUCCAGUAGUGAGAAUACAAGCAGCGCAUAGUGCUCUUGAUCGUAAUCCCGAUUGUGCACCAGCUUACAUUCUUCUUGCGGAAGAGGAGGCUACUACUAUUGUAGAGGCGGAGAAAAUCUUGAAGCAAGCUCUAAAAGUAGCCGAGAACAAUUAUAGAAAAUCGCAAAACACCCAACAUCAAGGCUCCAUAGCCGAAGCAAUACACAGGAGAGAUACAAAUGUGUUGAUAUACAUCAAAAGAAGAUUAGCGAUGUGCGCGCGAAAAUUGGGAAAGCUGAAGGAGGCAGUGAAAAUGUUUCGCGAUCUUACGAAAGAGGUACCACCGAUUAUGAAUGUAUUGAAUAUUCAUGAAAAUUUAAUCGAGACUUUACUGGAGAUGCAGGCAUAUGCAGAUGUGCAGGCUGUGCUGGCCAAGUACGACGACAUCAGUCUGCCAAAAUCAGCAACUAUCUGCUAUACAGCGGCGUUGUUGAAGGCACGGUUAGUGGCGGACAAAUUUUCGCCUGACAUCGCCAGCAAACGUGGCUUGACCACCGCCGAAAUGUCAGCGGUGGAAGCGAUUCAUCGGGCUGUGGAAUUCAAUCCUCAUGUACCCAAGUAUCUCUUGGAAAUGAAACCGCUUAUUCUCCCGCCUGAACAUGUGCUGAAGCGCGGCGACUCCGAGGCGAUCGCAUAUGCGUUCUUCCAUUUAGCGCACUGGAAACAGAUAGAAGGCGCUUUGAAUCUGCUCCAUUGCACAUGGGAGGGCACGUUUAGAAUGUUGCCGUAUCCGCUCGAGCGCGGACAUCUGUUCUAUCCGUAUCCCACAUGUACCGAAUGUGCUGACCGUGAACUCUUGCCAUCGUUUCACGAUGUCAGCGUCUACCCGAAAAAGGAGUUGCCCUUCUUCAUCCUCUUCACCGCCGGUCUAUGCUCAUUCACCGCACUAUUGGCCCUGUUGACCCAUCAAUACCCGGACACUAUGGGAGUAGUUGCCCGUUCUAUGCUUGCCUGGUUUUCUCAUCCAUUUUAUUAUAUUCUCGACAAGCUGGAAACUAUAUUACCCUCUAACUUAUUGCAGCAGCUCUCUAGAAUAUAAGGCUGUGUUUCCAUAUGAUCUCCAUUAAAUUAAGAUUUAUUGUGAUAUUCGCGAUAUACUUAUUGCUUCAUUUCUUCUAUCUCUUCGUAGUCGCCCCAUCAGGUAUAUAUAUAAAUAAACAAAUGUGUAUAAGCUCCUAUUUGUAAUUUUCUCAUGACUGAUAUCAUAUCUUCUAGUGAUGAUUGUUUAUCUAAUACCAUAAGUUCAUCGGAUCUACGAAACACUAAAACGAAAAAGUAAUAAAGAAUUAGACAUUUUUUUCUUGUUACUUAUCUCUUGAUAGCUCAUUAAUCACUAACAUUAUACUGAUACGCGACGAUACAAGUUUAUGUGAAAUAAUAAUUGGGUGCUAAAUAAACUCUCUCUGUUUUAUCGCA
Cataglyphis hispanica is the source of this 2282-nucleotide messenger RNA. Its product is annotated as protein ST7 homolog. NCBI's taxonomy places the organism in Eukaryota, Metazoa, Arthropoda, Insecta, Hymenoptera, Formicidae. The transcript is spliced from 2 exons. The record is from RefSeq and is a predicted model, not a curated record. Bases 352 to 1905 code for a protein of 517 amino acids. Gene Ontology annotation, molecular function: protein binding.